CAUGGGAAGUAGAUUCUGACGCAUCAAGCAGUUUCGCUUCAACUACGCAUGGCGAACAGACAGAAAUACGGCGGAAGGCGAGCAUUGUAGAAUAUUUAAAAAAGCCUGCACAUAGCCUCAACUCAAAUCUAUUUUUCAGACAGUAACGAACAAACCAGCUUUGCAGAAUUUUUUUCGAGUCUCAACCCUUACCAACAAAUAAUGGCAAAAGCAAGCAACGAUGAAUUGGAAUAUUUUCCAGCAGUUAAAGAUUUCUCAGUCGACUCUAUUUCAAAUGCACUGGAAGAGAUACUCAAAAUUAAUUUUCGUGCAUUGGAGCACUGUCAAUGUUCUAAAGACUGCAGUCAUGCAAAAGAACUUCAAGAACUAAUUUCUAGAACAACGCAGGUACUUGAAAAGAUACAGGAGAAGGAACGUUACUCGUCGACCAUCCUCACGAGACAAAGCUCCUUUGACUUUUCUUCGCGUGCACAUUAUGGAAAAGAUAAUCUUUUAUAUGGAUCAUCAGCAAUUCAAGAUCAACACCCUUCUUCAUCAAGAUUAUCUAGAAGCACUCUAUCCAAGUAUCCAAGUUUGGACAAUCAAUCGGUGUACAAAGUCAAAAAAGGCUACUUGCUUCUUAUAGUCAAUGUCUGGUUUGAUGGAAGGCUAGCACCCAGAAAUGGAGCAGCAGAAGAGGGUGGAAAUGUGAAGAAGCUUUUUGAAACAUUUGGAUUCUAUGUUUUCUGCUUAUAUAAUGUGAAAAGGGAUGAAAUCCGAGAGUCUAUUCAAGAAUUAGCAAAGCCUGGUGUUCUAGAUGACUUUGAUUGUUUUGCAUUUGUCAUGAUGAGUCAUGGCAGUAAAGAGGGAAUCUUUGGAACAGAUAACCUUCCAGAAGACUUUGAAGCCAUUGCAAAUGAGGUGAAAGGGGAUAAAUGCAAAUCCUUGAUCGGAAAGCCUAAGCUUUUCUUCUUUCAAUCCUGUCGUGGAACAAAGAUGGACAGGGGACAAGAAUUAUAUGGUCGGGGUAAGAAUGCAGUAAUGGAUGGAAAAAAUAGAGGGAAUCAAGAAGUCCGCAUUCCUACUGACAGUGACAUCCUCAUUGUCUGUGCUACAACUCAGGGUCAAUUAGCCCAUAAAGAUAUAGUGACUACUGUGGAUGGAAGAGUCAUUUCAAAAUCCUGGCUGUUUGAAGCUAUGUUGCAAGUCUUUUAUGCGUACGCUGAGCAUGAAGAUUUAAUGUCAAUGAUGUCCAGAAUUAACAGUCAUGUUUCAUUGAUGGGCAAUGAGGACAGAGGAGUGCAGGUUCCCUGCCAGCUCUCAACAUUAACCAAAAAAGUGUAUUUCCAAAAAAGUCCUAAAUUUCUUUGAGUUACCAUGAGGUGAUUAUUUUAAAAUGAGAUAUAUAUUUUCAUAUA
Messenger RNA from Rhopilema esculentum, 1397 nucleotides. RefSeq names its product caspase-7. Lineage: Eukaryota; Metazoa; Cnidaria; Scyphozoa; Rhizostomeae; Rhizostomatidae. Gene Ontology annotation, biological process: proteolysis. The record is from RefSeq and is a predicted model, not a curated record. Gene Ontology annotation, molecular function: cysteine-type endopeptidase activity.